UGCGCGUUUUGGCCCCUUGUUCCCUCGCGCAGUUGCGACAUUGUGAUGUGCACUGUGCAGCGCAGCUGAUGCGUAAAGAUGGCCGGCACUGAUACAAAUGGAUAGACUCGCAGCAUUUUGUCUAUGUAUACAUAUUGCACGAUUAAUAUGAAACGAAGAUUUCGCAGAUGCAUCACCGUAAUCUCUAUCCAGCAUAAAGCGUAAUCGUAGAUAAGAAACAUCGUCCGAUCGAAGUUUACAUUCGCUGACCGUUUGAUCGGCGAUGCCAAUACAUUUGUUUCGUCGAAAAAGCGACGAGAUGAGCGUGGUAAAGACGACGCAGCAGAAUGCAGCGAUCACUUCUACAAUGAUAUUCGUCGUACAGCGACACUGCGGAUGUUGUAGAUAUUACAGACAACACAGACAUCGUACGUGCCAUUGCGAUUGGAAUUAAGAUUGUGUAGCGGAUAUAUCUCUGCAACGGCUGUUUGCACAAUAUCAUGGCUUACGAUUCGCGUAAUGUGAAAUAUUCAUCAAAUACUCAUGCCCAUCAGCAUACUACUCGACCCAACAUGACUGGGUACACAUACUCUGGUCAUCCCCCGCAGCAUUUCCAACAGACUGAUGAAAAUAGAAAUGAGAACAACUUGUGUGGUACCAAAGAGCUCUGUCCACAAAUCUCACAGCAAUCAUCCGGUACACAGACUGUGCAGAAAGUCGAUGCUGCAACCAUGACGGAUCCUUUACAGAUUGAUUUUAGGCUUACUUCUGAAUACUUGGCGCGUUGUUCGAGUACGUUAGGUUUACCAUAUGUAACUAAAUACGAGGACAACAGUAAUAAUUCUGCGCAUAGUUGUCAAACAGUAAGACCAAAAAUUGAAUUUGAGAUUGAACCACAGCAUAUUAAUGGUAUAUUGAUUUACCAUUGCCCUGAGUGCGCAUACAGAUUUGAAGAUCGGGAGGCGCUCCACGAACAUCUCGAGGAUCAUAAACAGAGACCACAUAUCUGUGAUAUUUGUGGGGCAAGCUUAAAACGGAAAGAGCACUUGGAUCGUCACAAGCAAGGUCAUAAUAAAGAUAGGCCUUAUCAAUGUAACAUGUGCUGUAAAGCAUUUAAACGUAAUGAACACUUGGCACGUCACAUGAUCACUCACUCAGGCAGCAAGAAUCAAAUUUGUACAGAGUGCGGCAAAGCUUUCUAUAGAAAAGACCACUUGAAAAAACAUUUGCAGAGUCAUAAUAGCGGUCGGAGCAAGCAUUUAAAUAUAUCGCAAAACAAUCAGAACGAUCAGCAGCCAAGUGAUGAGGGACUAAGUAGUUUUGCAAUGAUGAUGAGGCAGACUGGACCUCCCCCAUUUUCAAUUUUACGGACUUAGUUAUUAUAGCUACAUAAUGACUGUGUAACAUUAACUUUUAUCUCCGUCUAUAAGCCCAGGUCGUUUUACUAUUACGCGAUGAUUUAAUUCUGUAAGAUUUAAUACGAAUUUAAUAAGCUUUAUCUAACAUACUUAACUUUGCGGAAUAAUUGAAAAUAAUUGUUAAUAUAACAAUCCAUGUUCCUAAGGGGAGUAUAUCUUAUAUCUAGUUUGUCAAUAAGUAGGCAAGAUUACAAUAAUGUUAUCAAUUUUGUAAUAUUCUUUAUAAUACACUGUACGUGUACAUGGUUGUCUCUCUAUAUUAAGAUUGUACCUGUUGAGAUUUUUUUAAACUUGAAUAAGUUUACUUUAAAAUUCGGAAAAAUUAAUGUUAUUAUCAAUGACCCUUUUUUUUACAUAAUAUUACUUAUUUCUUUGAAAAAAAAAGGAAAAAAAAAGAGUUUGGUCUUGAUAAGCUUGUGAAUCCAGUGAAUGUUUUUAUAAAUUAUAUAUAUGUAUAAUACGAGCAGCCAGAACACAGAUUAUUUUAUCUCUACACUGAUCGUUUUAAAUAGAUUUAAAUUUGAAUCUUAUUUUGAUAUUCGCUCUUCAUUUCUGUUUGUUAUCCAGAGCGAUAUUAUUCUCUUUGUUGCAUUGAAAAAGAUAUAAAUUUAACUAGCCGUUAAAAGGCAAUAGAAACAGAUUAUGGCAUCGUGAACCGCGUUAGACCUUUAUAUUGAUAUCAAUUGUAACGAAGAAAGCUAAUACUUGAAGAAAACUAAUACUUGGCAAUAACGCGAUUCCCAAAUUUGUUAGUUUCUUUUUCUUUUGCAUUUGCAUUUAAAGUAGAGAAGCAAGGUAGUCUUCAUCAAAUUGGGAGACUAAUUGUAGAGUAAUAUUGUAAAGCGCUAAUAUUGUAGAAAUAAAAAUCUGCAGGUUUUA
Cataglyphis hispanica is the source of this 2276-nucleotide messenger RNA. Its product is annotated as zinc finger protein 343-like. Lineage: Eukaryota; Metazoa; Arthropoda; Insecta; Hymenoptera; Formicidae. The record is from RefSeq and is a predicted model, not a curated record. The coding region runs from base 480 to 1355 and encodes 291 amino acids. Gene Ontology annotation, biological process: regulation of transcription by RNA polymerase II. Gene Ontology annotation, cellular component: nucleus. The transcript has 4 exons. Gene Ontology annotation, molecular function: DNA-binding transcription factor activity, RNA polymerase II-specific; RNA polymerase II cis-regulatory region sequence-specific DNA binding.